Messenger RNA from Ichthyophthirius multifiliis, 426 nucleotides. Its product is annotated as protein kinase domain protein. NCBI's taxonomy places the organism in Eukaryota, Ciliophora, Oligohymenophorea, Hymenostomatida. The record is from RefSeq and is a predicted model, not a curated record. Gene Ontology annotation, biological process: protein phosphorylation. Gene Ontology annotation, molecular function: protein kinase activity; ATP binding. The transcript is spliced from 4 exons.
AUGUCUGCGAAUUUAAAUUUUAAAGAAAAAAAAUCUAAAAAUUUAGGAAAUUAUACAUUAGGAAAAACAAUGGGUAUAGGAGCAUUUGGAAAAGUAAAAUAAGCAACACAUAUACUUACAGGAGAAUUAGUAGCAAUAAAAAUAUUAGAAAAAGUAAAAUUAUUGAUGUUACAGACGUUGAACGUGUUUAAAGAGAGAUUUUUAUAUUAAAUUAAAUAAGGCAUCCAGCUAUAAUAUAAUUAUAUGAAAUUAUCGAAACACCUACUCAUAUUUUUUUAGCAAUGGAAUAUUGUAGUCAAGGAGAAGUUUUUGACUAUAUUGUUAAAUGUUAAAGAUUAAAAGAAAUUUAAGCAGCUAAAUUUUUUUAAGAAAUAAUAUAUGGAAUUGAAUAUUUACAUAAAAUAUAAGUUGUUCAUAGAGAUCUGA